AUGGGCGUGUGCGCGUCUUGUCACAAUGUGAAAACCACACACACUAAAAAAAGAGCCGCUAGUGGGAAGGACGGUGGCUCUGGUACACCACGUGCAUCGGAAUCUUUUCGAAGACCAUCGUCGAUCAUGGUGAUGAACAUUUCCAACGGUGCGAUCAAAGAGUAUAAACAACCGAUUUCAGCAAGCUUCGUCGUUUCAGAGAACAACGAUAACAACAAUUGCUGCUACAUCUCAAACGCAGAGUCAAUGUGCAUCGGCACGUGUAUGCCACGCGUUCCUGACGAGGAGGAGCUUCUACCUGGUCGAAUCUACUUCAUCGUUCCUCUUUCGCAUUCUAGUUAUCCAUUGACUCUUCCUCUUCUCUGUCAUCUCGCCGUUAAAGUUAGUUCUGCACUUGCCAACACACAGAGACUAUGCGUUAACGUCGAGUAA
Molecule: messenger RNA, 432 nt
Organism: Lathyrus sativus (Indian pea)
Lineage: Eukaryota; Viridiplantae; Streptophyta; Magnoliopsida; Fabales; Fabaceae
Source: the annotation of a GenBank genome assembly